UCUUGUUGUUCUGACUUCUGUCAAUAUUGUCUAAUUGAUAAACUGGUUGCUAAGAUGUUACAGUUUUAAAUACACAAAUAAAUAAAUAUUGCCUUUGUUAUUGAUAUCUUUGCGUUCAUUACUUACCGUAAUACGAUUAAUUAAUUGUUGCAAUAAAAAAAAUUCAAUAAUGUCCACAAUUGAUUGCGCUAGCGAAACUGCUACGAGUCCUGAAAAUGUCGAAGACAUUAAAACUGUUCAGAUGCUAGCAAAGGGAAUACUCGAACUGUAUGAACCACCUUUGGUUACAAUCAAAACGCAUUUAAAAGAAUUAACAGAAAAGCAAGAUGCUGUUCAUAAUAUGUUGCUCUCAGAGAGACGGCGGCUCGAAGACCUACAGAAUGAUGCAACACUUGAUGCUCUACUAGCGGACGUAGCAACCAGUAAGGAGAAACUGAAUUCAAUAUCAAAUUCGAUGAUAACCUUACACAAAAGGGUCCAGGCGUUACAAACUAGAGCGGCGAAUGUUGAGAAGAUUGCUAAAAGCAAAGCAGUUAACAACAACCAACCAAAGAGUUAGCAAUAGUUCAUCUUAUAAUCUGUAUAGUUUCAGACGUAAUAAUCUAUACUCAUAAUAUAAAACUGAACAGUUUGUUUGAAUGCACUAAUCUCAGGAUAAACGCGGUUGAUAACCUUAGCUUAAAAUUUUCUAUAUUUUUUUUUUCAUAUGAAUUUUCUAAAUUAUGUAUAUGUUUUAACAUCGAAAAGACCCUCUUGAAUUCGAUGAGUAAUAUUAGUGUCUAAAUAUGUUUAAAAAAUUAGCUUCUUUUUCCUUGAAAUGUCUUCUUACUUUAUGAUGGUAUAAAUUGUUCAUUUGUUUGUAUAUUUUAUAAAUUGUAUAAUUUACAUUACCAUGGUAAAUUUCCUUAGGAGAUCUAAAAGAACAGCUCAAAUCUUUAAAAAAUGUCUUCACCAAGGGUUUAGUUCUGGUGCCUUGUAAAUUCGACUUUAACACAUGACAAUAGUGUUGAAUUUAUUUUGGUGUAAUCAAACAUCUAGCUUUGGCUGUUACUAAUGUUAAAAUUACAAGACCCUAUUCAAAUUUGUUUUGUAAAUUAAAAAAACUAUUAACUAUUACUCGGUAUCACUAUCAUUACAUAUUAUAAAUUGCUAGCUUUGCCCUGCAGAUUCACCCACAUCUUAUGUGAUAAUAGUAGACCAUACAUAUAUAGCAUACCUCUUAAAUUGGACCACACAAACAAAAAUAAAUUUCCGGUUUGAACCAAUUUGCAGUAGUUCCUGUGUGCAUUAAAUCAAACAAACUUUUCAGCUAUAUAUUAAAAUACAUAUAAAUUUAUCUUACACUGCUUCACCAAAAUGAUUUAUGGAUGUGUAAAAAUUAAAAAGCAUGAUGUAUUUCUAAUAUUUUAUUUGCUAAGUAAUAAAAUAAAUACAUUACAAAUUUUCUUAAAUUUAAUAACAAUAAGUGAUAAGAUAAAAUAAUGUGCAUUCCAUUACAUUUAGAAUGUAACGAAAUAUUUAUUGUCUAAGUUAUUAAGUAAAUGAGAUAAAAUGUUACUUAUAUCUAUUUAUUACGAUACAUUGUCACUAAGACUAGCUAUUAUUGGGAAUUAAGGUGUUUCAAACGGAAGUAAUAGGGCUGCUUCAUACUAGUUUAUAAUAUUUUUGUAUGGCAACCCUGAAUGCAAUAGAACUUCCUGUUUGAAGGCCUUAAACUCAAUUGUUAUAUAAGAUGGCAGUUAGUGUUGUUGAUAUAUAAACUGUUUGAUUACA
Molecule: messenger RNA, 1773 nt
Organism: Zerene cesonia (dogface butterfly)
Lineage: Eukaryota; Metazoa; Arthropoda; Insecta; Lepidoptera; Pieridae
Exons: 6
Coding region: 170-559 (129 amino acids)
Biological process (GO): intracellular transport
Cellular component (GO): transport vesicle; extrinsic component of membrane; BLOC-1 complex
Source: RefSeq, a predicted model, not a curated record